Messenger RNA from Kuraishia capsulata CBS 1993, 1311 nucleotides. RefSeq lists its product as uncharacterized. The transcript has a single exon. The record is from RefSeq and is a predicted model, not a curated record. Bases 1 to 1311 code for a protein of 436 amino acids. Gene Ontology annotation, molecular function: S-adenosylmethionine-dependent methyltransferase activity. NCBI's taxonomy places the organism in Eukaryota, Fungi, Ascomycota, Pichiomycetes, Pichiales, Pichiaceae.
AUGGCGCUGAGACCUGAUCCCAUCCAGACUGUCGAGCUCAACAGGCUGAUUACGAAGGUAUCGCUUGUGUUUAUCUUCUACGGGCUGGCCGCUUAUUGUUUUCCCGAUUCCAAGCUACCUGGGCCAGUUGCUACAUUUUUCACUAUGGCGGCAGUCUCGCAAUCGAGUCUUUUUACCCGUUUCAAAAGCAAGAUCUUGAACUCGGUUGUUCCGAUCUCAAGUGUGCAGCAGAAAUACUCGAAGGAGAGAGAAUCUUUGUGUCAAGCACUAUACAGCAUAUCUCAAUACCAGCACUCUGCAAAGAGCUGGAACGACUCCAAGAGGUCCAUGUUCAGGACGAUGUCCUGGCGACAGCAGGCCCUUGUCACCCAAAUAGGAUAUCCGGAAAGAAUUAAGAAGAUUGACAGAUGUAUUGGCCGAAAUGCGUUAUUGCUGAAGGAUCUCUACUCCAGAGCUAUGAAUGAACACGGAGUUAGUGCUCUAGAGGUGAGAUCAGUCGCCAGGCAGAAUUCCUCAGAAUACUACCGAGUAGUUGAAAGUUUGUGUCAUUAUGCUAGAGACUGGUCGUCUGCAGGUGAUGUUGAAAUCAAACCAUUGCUGGACUAUAUCAAAUCACAAUUGCAUGGUGUUGAUCGAGACUCUACAUUGGUGGUGGUGCCGGGAUCGGGUCUUGGAAGAAUCGCACAUGAAUUGGCACUGGAAAAUUUCCAUUCUGUUCAUGCGGUUGAGUAUUCUGCACUCAUGUAUCUGUUUAACGAGUUUGUUUAUUCGGAAGAUCCUGAGGAAUAUAUCGUGCAUCCAUAUUUGCACAACUAUUCAAACCACACAAACACAGCCAACCAGAUACGUCAUAUCAACUUCAAGCAGGUUGGGGAAAAGCCGGGAAACCUGACUGUUCAUCAUAAGGAUUUCAAUGACUUUUCAAUAGAAGAGCUAUUGACAAAGAUUUCUCAAGGCCUUCAUGAUCCUGCAGAAGUUACGCAUGUUGCUAAAAAUUUGGUGGUGGUUACAGCAUUCUUCUUGGAUACAGCUGAAAAUCUGCUCGAAUACAUUGACUCCAUCACCAGACUUGCAGAUGAACUACCGAAAGGAGGCAAGGCAUUAUGGAUCAAUGUGGGACCUCUGAAAUAUGGAACUGCUGCAAAAGUAGAACUAACGCAUGAAGAGUUGAGUCUGCUCAGAAAGAAGAUGGGCUGGAAGCCAGUCCACGAAGUCGAGACUCCCAAACUUCUCGGUUACCUCACCGAUUUGAGGGGUUUAUGGCAAGGCAAAUAUGGGGUUACAAUGUGGAGUUGCGAAAAAUUGAGGUAG